AUGUCUACCGACCCCGACUCGGAGGAUGACAAUUAUGGGGGUAUCUACCAUCCUGUACGCGGUCGAAUUCAUCCCCGUCCUAUCGCACGGUGGCCAGCUAACUCGGCUACCAACGAUGUAGAUCCUGGAACGCAAAGUCCCAGGCCAAACGAGCGAGCUCUGCAUCAUCCAGCAAUUGCGUCUGGGGAAGAUGACAUACACGCUCAUCGGCUGCGGGGACUUCUUACAACCAACCCUAGGGAAGCGACCCGGUGUCCAUGGACGCAACCCAAUGCGUCCUCUUACCGGAUCAUCAUCUUGGGUGAUCCAGAUGCUAAAAUUGACUUCACAAACAUUGAUGACCUGGCCGAAUUUCUGGUCGAGACAAUCAAUCACCCUGAGCUGUCGGAAAACCGGACACUGAACUUUGUCAGCGAUCGGAAGAGCUACAAUGAGAUCGCUGGUUUGCUGGAGACUCACUCCGGGAGGCCUGUGGAGAGGCAUUUGCUUCCGGUCGAGCUGAUGCAUCGCGUCUGGAAGAACAGGGACAACAUCCCCGAGGAGUUGCGGGGAAGAAGCGUGUUUCCGGAGGAUUUUUGGAUUCUAGUCAAGGGGAUGCAGGGCUCUGGGAGGCUUUGGAGGCCGCCUGGGGAGGUACACAAUGACUUGUUCCCGAGAGUGAAGCCCAGGACAUUCGAGGAAUAUUUGAGCGAGAUGUUUGGAGCAUAG
Messenger RNA from Aspergillus terreus NIH2624, 708 nucleotides. RefSeq lists its product as uncharacterized. NCBI's taxonomy places the organism in Eukaryota, Fungi, Ascomycota, Eurotiomycetes, Eurotiales, Aspergillaceae. The transcript has a single exon. The record is from RefSeq and is a predicted model, not a curated record. Bases 1 to 708 code for a protein of 235 amino acids.